Molecule: messenger RNA, 1112 nt
Organism: Chenopodium quinoa (quinoa)
Lineage: Eukaryota; Viridiplantae; Streptophyta; Magnoliopsida; Caryophyllales; Amaranthaceae
Product: probable calcium-binding protein CML22
Exons: 5
Coding region: 295-1068 (257 amino acids)
Molecular function (GO): calcium ion binding
Source: RefSeq, a predicted model, not a curated record
UAGGGACAAAGGGGGUAUAAUACUAGACGGUGGAGGAGAGGUUAUUUAAGCUGCAUUUUUUUAAUUAAGAAGCAAAAGCUGAUUCUGAUUGUCUUUUUAUCUCCAAAAUGGAUUGGAAUAAUGGGUGGGAACGAAGACCCACACCUAUUGUUCCCUCCUUUGCUUGUUUGUUGGUGGAGGUAAAAGUGCCUUGUAAGUUCCUACCACUGCCCUUUCUUUCUUUCUUUCUUCCUUUCUCUGAUUCUGGUUUUCUCUAUAACUUGCUUGCAAACACCAACUCGCUCUUUUCAAGACAUGGACAAUUCAACUUCACCCACUGGGAGAAUUCAUUCCUGCCCUGCUCUCAAGUCCAUCACUAAUAAAGUUGGAAGCAUGCUAUGCCGUUGUAGUUGCAAUACUAGUACUAACAAAUAUAGGAGGUUGGAUGCCAAACUUGCAAGGAAAAUAAUAGAGCUUAGACAACAAACUUCCGGUUCAGUACACGAUAACAAACAAUUCAGAUCAAUUAACAGUAUCAUUAUCAAGUUUCCACAGUUGAAAGAGCAAGUCAAGAACCUUAGAGGUGUGUUUGAGCACUACGAUGAAGAUUGUAAUGGAAGUAUCGAUCGUGAGGAGCUUAAGAAAUGCUUGACGGAAUUGCAAGUCAAUCUAACAGAGCAGGAGUUUGAUGAUCUUUUCCAUUCGUGUGAUGUUGAUAGGAGUGGCCACAUACAAUUUAACGAGUUCAUUGUUCUCCUCUGUCUCAUUUACCUCUUAACUAAACCUUCCAGCUCCACUGGCACUGUGUUGAGGAUGGGAUCACCUCACUUGGAAUCAAUCUUUGACAAAAUCGUUGAAGUAUUUUUCUAUAUGGACAAAAAUGGUGACGGAAAAUUGAACAAGAAAGAUAUUGUUGCUGCAUUUACUGACGCUCCUACAGAGAGAUCACCUUCACAUGUCACUAGGACUAGAUUUAUGGAGAUGGACAAGGACAAAGACGGGAAUGUCAGUUUCAGAGAGUUUCUUUUCGGUUUAACUAGUUGGCUCGGGAUUGAUUCUGAUGAAGAAAUCCCUGUCUUUGAAGUGUAAUAUCAAUGAUUAUCUGAACUAAAUAAUACUGAAUUCAGGUCAGC